AUGAAAGAAAUGCACAGUAUUGAUAAAAAGACAUUCAAAUGUACUUCAAUAUGCAGCUUGCGUGGUGAAGGUUUCCGAUUCAUCAAGUGUCUUCAUGAACACAUAGAAGUUCGCCAUCAAGAUUUUAGAUUAGAGAAACAAACCCUCGUGUUUCAAGACGAAGAUAGUUUUUUUAAAUGGAAAACGGAAAUAGAAAACAACACCCUUAGUAGCUACAUCAAGAAAUGUGGUGACAGAUCUCUUUCUGAUGAAACAGUAACAAGUACUUGCCCAGCACAUAUGGCUGUAAAGAAACAGAAAACUGAUACUGGAACAAUAAUAGCAGUUUCCUAUGAAGCCUCUCAUAUUGAACACAGUUGUGAAGUGGGUCGUGUGCCAAUUUCAAAAGAACAGAAAGUGCUCUUGGCUUCUCAAAUGAGCAGUGGCGUGCCAAAAUCAAGGCUAUUGUAUGAUAUUCGCCAGGCGUUCUCUCCAACUAAGCACCUUAGCCUCACCAACAACAAAGACUUACACAAUAUUUGUCGAGUAGAUGAAGAUAUAAUUUUAGACGUAAAUGAAAAUGUAUCUGUACAGAUGCAUGUGCAUAAAUUGAGGGAAGAAGGACAAGUGCUUAUUUACAAGAUAAAAGAAGAAGAUCUUUCCAGUUAUCCUUGUUUAAAAAAAGAUUUCUACCUGGGGAUGAUGAACUCUGCUCAGUUGAAAAUAUUACAAAUCUAUGAAAAUGACAUUGUCAUGAUUGAUUCGACUCAUGGAACUAAUCAGCAAGGAUACUUAUUAACUACUAUUAUGGUAAAUGAAGGAUUUCCUGUUGCAACUCUUUACUCCUCAAGAGUAUCUGUUGAUGUUUUAGAACCAUUUUUUAAAGAAAUAAGGAUGAAGUAUGAAGAUUUCAAGCCACGUGUUUUCAUGUCAGAUGAUGAUCCAGCAUUGUAUAAUUCUUUCAAGAAUGCUUUUGGCGAAGUGGAAAAUCAACUUCUUUGUACCUGGCAUAUCAAGCGUGCAUGGAAGCUGAAAUUAGUGCAAAAAAUUAAAAAGGAAGAUGGCAGGAAAAGCGUGAGAGAGGAAUUGUUUUCCUUACAUUCUGAGACUGAUCAGAGAGAUAUUGAGAGGAGUACAGUUUUUGUUGACAAUAUCUUAAUAAUACUGAGGCCUUUGGACUGUACUUCGAAAAAUAUUACAUUGGUCGUGUUCAAGUUUGGGCCUAUUGCCACCAUUGGUCUCUUAGUGAAUACAAACAGGAAGGUUGAACGCUGGCAUAGAGAGAUAAAGUAUGAAGAAGGUGAAGGCAAGGUUAUAAAGCGCCUCGACAAGUCUAUUUCAACAGUUUUAAACGCAAUCAACAGAAAAAUUAUAGGUCGAUUCAUGUCAAUGGAAAGGAUAAGGUUGACAUCACUACAUGCACAAGUCAUGAGCCAGACAUGA
Molecule: messenger RNA, 1422 nt
Organism: Parasteatoda tepidariorum (common house spider)
Lineage: Eukaryota; Metazoa; Arthropoda; Arachnida; Araneae; Theridiidae
Source: RefSeq, a predicted model, not a curated record